AUGGAGCCGACAGCCCAGGAACAGACCGAGAAAAGCUUCCACUACGUCAUCAGAGCUCCCAGCAGCGAUGGCUUUGAUGUGAUGAACGUGGAUGUGAAGAUCGACACGUGUUGGGUGUUCCGAGAUGUGGAGGAGAGUGACCAGGAGCAGGGCUGCCUUCCAGAAGCAGCCAGAAGCCCAGACUUGGACACGGGGCUGCUCAGGGAGCAGCUGGAAUCCUCGGAGCGGAAGCUGUUGGCCAUUGUGGACAAGCAUGUGAUGUCAGAGUCAGGGCUGAGGAGCAGGGUCGAGGAGCUGGAGCUGUCGGAGAGGAAACUUCUCCUCAAGGUAGAGCAGCUGAGUGCCCGUAUGGCCCAGGAAAGAAGUGCCUCACUCUACGCCCAGGAGCAGCUACAGGCACUGCAAAGGGAGCUGGUCAGCCAGGUGCGGGAGGCGAAGAGCGCGGCCAGACGGCAGCAGCGGCUGCAGGAGCGGUUGCAGCUCAAGGACGAGGCCCUGGCACGGCAGGCGGUGGCCCUGGAGCGCUGUGGGCGGGCCCAGCGGUUGCAGCUGGGCCUGGUGCGGGAGCAAGAGCGCGUUCUGCGGGCGCAGGUGCAGCGGUUGGAGCGCGACGUGUGGCGCCUGGGCCGUGCCGCGGGCCUCCUGCUGGCACAGCUGCAUGCUGCGGACCCGUUGCCCAGUGAGGGCAGCUCCCGGCCACAGAUUCCUGCCGGUUCUCUGGGAGCCUCCGAGGCCACAGAGCUGAGUGUACUGCGGGCCAGGGCGGAACGCGCGGAGAGGGAAUGGGCGGAGGCGGUGCGCAGGCUGCGGGAGUACAGCGUCACCAAGCGGCAGCUGCGGGAGCAGCUGGAGGAACUGCGCUGCUGUGUGUAUGGGCUGACGCUGUCAGAGAUUGGCCUGCACAGCCAGGUGGAAGAGCUCGCCCAGCAAAACAGGCACCUGCGGGCCCAGUUGGGGCCUAGCAGCCCGGGUGCCUCAGGCUGUUCCCAGAGUGACUCUCUGCCCCUGCCCAGGGAAGAGGUGCUGGAUCCCUGCAGCAGCCGAGGCUGCCACAGUGAUGCUUGUGGACUUCAAGCCCUCGCAGGCCAGCUCUCAGAAAAGCCCCAUAGCCAUGGUCAAGAUCAGCCGCCAGCAAGUAUCAUAGGCAAGCUCCAGGAAGACCUGCCGGUGUCUGAGCCUAGACAGCUGCAGGGUGCUCUUGUCCAGCCCCACCUAGAUGGACAGAUUCUUCGGCUGCUGUGUAGCUGCCCCCCAGAACCAGGCAUGGAUGAGCGACUCUGGCCCUUGGCAGGAGUUUCAGAGAAUCUUCAAGCCGCUGGAGCCCAGGAUUCCCUCCUACUGUUACCCACAUCCAUGUUCCCGCUCUGGGUACCUGCUGGAGAACCGCAGCCCCCACUGCCACCUCUGCUCUGGAAGCAUCUCCUACAAGAACUUCAGACCCUAGAAGAGAUGGACAGCGAGCCGUCCCCUGCCCUUGAGGUUUUGACACACCCUGACUGGCCUUGUGAUCUGGCAAGGAGCCAAGUCGCCUCCUUCAGCCAGGAGUCUCCGCUCAUUUCAAAUGGCCCAUUCUCCACAAAAGAGUCCAAGCAGCCCAGAGGCAUGUGGAAGGAGAGAAGCAGGCCUCCAGUUGCAAGUUCAGAGAAGUGGGAGGUGAUGGGAGCCUUGGGUGUGAUAAAAUCGGAGCUUGACAACAAGUCUCUGCUGGACCAGGAAACCAGUGAGAAGCUGAUCGUGGACACUGAGGGUCAAGCCCCAGAGGGCAUACAGGAAGGGAGCAGGGCUUCAGAGACCCAAGUCAUGGCCCACUGUCCUUGGCUCUGGCCGGAAUGUCAAUGUCUCCUACUGACUCUGCAUGGGACAACUUCUAAGUCACAGGAAAGUCCUGAUCCCUUGAGAAAGAGAUGGGGUGUGGAAGGAUGUGGCUGGGAACACAUGGGAAAACUGUCACCAGAGAAGGAGGAAGAGACUACCAGCUCUAGGGCCCAUGAUACGAGAGAUCCAGAGUCAAAUGGUAGCCAGCUUCCCGCAGAAAAGGGCAAAGAGGUCUGGAGGAGGACACAGGACAAGCAGGGCCACCAGCUGUGCUUUGGAGACACUCACUUCCUGCAAAGGGAGUGGUCUGGGGAAGAAGAACAAGAACAGCUCCAAGCGGCACCCAGCCCAGCUCCACUGGGUGUCUCUGAGCAGCUUGACUCCAAGUGCCAUGCAGGUCAGGAACAGAGACUACCAAUGGGUGAUCAGGAUUUGCUGGAGUUUCCCAAAUGGGCCCCAGCAGGUGGCAGCAGUGAAGGUCCUUGCCCCUCACAGACUCUGACCACAGGCCAGGGCAGGAGCACCCUCCAGCUACACACACUGGAAAGGGAGGUGGGGCCUUGCUUCCAGCAGCUGGACAACCUGAAGCUUGUCUGUGGCGAUCCCCAGCAGAUGUCAGCAUUGAUGAGAAAGAGCCAGAGUGUCGCUUAUACAGGGUUGGACACUGAGGGGGAUCUGUGCCAUCAGCAGGCCUCAGCCAGCCAGGAUCUGAACACAAAAUCCAGCAGGAAUGGUGAGGGAGUGAGGCUGGAGGAGGGUGUGGCUCUGGGCACUGGAGAAGUUCUUUCAGGACCAGCUGAUGGGGAUAAAGCCAAUCAGGGUCCUGCAGAGCUGAGUGGGAGCCCACUCCCCUCAACAUGGUGUACCCACAAGAGGGUGGGGAACAGCUUCCUUCAACUCCUUGACACCCCAAAGAAAGAGAGAAGUCAGGUUUUGCUUGAUAAUGCCAGGCUUCAGGGAGCCCAAGAAGGAUGUCACUAUGAAGGAAGCCAUUGUGAGAAAGAGCGGGCCAGAGAAGUGGCCAAGGCCCUGAGGCUGGAACAGGCUAACCUAUUGCUGCAGGGAGAGCUGGUCCACCUCAGGCGCGAACUGGACCAGUGUCUGCAGGCUGUGUCUGACCUGGAGGACUGUAACGGGAAGAGUUACUGCAAGAUUUCCCAGCUGGAAGAGGAGAAUGAGAAACUGAAGGGGGACCUGGGCCGGCUGCACAAAGCCAUGUCCGAGAGUGUCAGGAAAGCCGGAAGCAGGAUGGAGCAUGUCACCCUGGAAAACAGGGAGCUCAGGGCUCUCAUCUCAGAGCUUGGAGUCAGUUACAAAGGGCUGAUAAAGGACACAAUGCUCGGGAUAGAAGACAUGCUCUGGGCUCUGCAGGGGGAAAACCAGCACCUUGUAUGCAGGGUCCAAGGCCUGGAGCGGGAGGUCCUGCAGAUGAGCGGGGAUCCCAGGGAAGAAAAGUGGUGUCGCCAGGGAAACUUCAAGAUGGCAGGAGACAAGGGGCACAUGGAAGACAAAGAGGUCCAGGUGACUCUGUUUUCAGGACCACUGGUUACACGAGCCUGUGGGCCACCCUGGGAUGAGAAAUCAGGCGUGACAUGGGGGCAGGCAGGACCUUCCUUAGAUUUGAAAGGUUCCAAAUGCGGGGCUGUUGCUAGUUUUGCCUCAUCAGUUUGUGAAGUCACUACAGGGCCUCAGGAAGCAAACACCAACGGGGCAAAGAAAGACGGAGCUCUGCUGCAGAAAGAACAGGAGACACCAUGGUGUUCCAUGCAACAAGGACAGUCUCAGAGGUUCCUGAGCCGCAGCCUCCAGCUCCAGACCACCAAGGCUGCUGUCCCUGAGGAAGACCCAAAACUGUGCAUACAGCAGCUCCACCACCAGGUGCGGACUCUACAGUGCCAGCUCAGGGACCAGGGCUGGGCACUGCGGGAGUUGCAGGUGGCUCGGGAUGAGGCUGUGGGCCUCCAGGAUAAGCUCAAGGGCAAGCUCGAGGAGCUUCGGGCACAGCAGCAUGAAGCGCUCCUGGCCGUGAGUCCUCUGAAGGCCAAGCUGGCUUCCAUGGUUCACAAAUGCCAGGAGAGGAACCGCCUCAUUGAGCAACUGCUGCAGGAGCUGCCAAGACAAGAGCCCAAGACCCACCUGCUCUUUGAGCUGGCGCAGAACAUGCUUGAUGACGUGGCUCUGGCUGAGUAUGCUGCCACCUUCCUGACCCCGGGAGCCCUAGAGACAGUCUGCCACCUGGAUGUGGGCUCCAAGGGGAAGACAGCCAGAGGAGGAGCUCAGGAGUACCUGCUUAAUUCUGAAACUGACAGUAUCCUUCAAAGCCUGUGGGGUGUGGAGUCCUGGUCCCUUCCAGGGACUAAGUGGGCAUCUCAGACGGCUCCACCCAGUUCUCCAAAGGAAAGAAGACAGCACCAUCAGGCACAUCAUGCUGGCAAAGACGAAUGGCUGUCCCAGGUGACCAAUGGAGCAGAGGUGGCUCUGUGAUUUACAGACCUUUCAAGAGCUGAGCUACAAGCCGCGUCACCACCCUGUCCCAGUCAUCAUGAGGGGAUGUGUCUCUCUGCACGAGGCCCAUGAGAGCCUCAGAAAUCCCCGGCAUUGGCAUGGGGCAAUGGCAGGAUUCUGGAAUUUGGAGUUUCCCGGCUGGCUGUGUCACUUGCACAAAUGACUUAACUUUUUGAAUGUCUCCUUCUUAACCUGUCUGGGGAGUCUUUCUCCCAUGUAUGAUGGAUGGCAAGUCAUUCUGACACUUCAGGAUGGUGACUCUUGUGUUGGAGCAUCGUGGUGUUUGUGAACUAUCUUUGGCUCACCUCCCUGAUGUCAUUCAGGACUUGCUGUCUCGAAGCACACACCGUAUCAUUGAUGUCUCUUCUACCUGCAGUAGGUCAUGAGGCCUGCCAAGGAUGGUUAUAAAGUGACCUUGGUGAUGGUCUGGACAUCAUGGAGGUUCUACAGAGUCCCAGGUUGAAUGGAGGUCUCACCUAUACUGGGAAUUGUCUAGGGAGAGUCCCCCAGAUGUCAUCAGGUUCUCAAAGUAACAGACUCAGCAUCAAGCAGGGAUGGGAAGAGAACUCUACAAGGGAUCCAGAUACCUGCCUCUGCCCCUACCUUGCUGGUGACCCUUAGGCUAUUCCUUGGCCUCUAAGGGCUUCAGGUCCUCAUUUAUGUAGUGGAUAAACCCACAUGCUUUCAAGUUCACUGGCAGCUGCGACACCCCCCUGUCUGGCACCAUGGCUCAGUCCCUCCUGGUUAUGAGCUCUUUUGCUGGUUUCUCCUAAGGAACAGGUUCUGAUUCAUGGGAAAGGCUCCAGGUAGCCUCUCUGCUUCCAGGAAGAGGGAAGAGAACUGCUUAUCCAAACACAGGCCACUUCUAACAACUGUGUCCUCUACUUGCCCCUUAGGAAGUCACAGCAUACCAAGCAAGCAACCCAUACCAAUGCCUUGUCCCAUUUCUGUGUUGUUAUCCAGGGGCUUAGUUUCCUUGAAGGGGUGGGGUAUUUCCCUUCAAGGGUGAUGGGGCUGGCUGGUUCUGGCAGAUGGGUAUCCAACAAGACCUUUUGAGAUCUACGUACUCCCAGACGAUACAGGACCACCAAGAUUCUGCUUGGAUAAUCCUCCGGGAGCCAGCUUCCUAGCCUUGCUGCUGUGUGUCCAAGUGGAGGGUAGGAGAUAGGUAAUUCAGUAGGGAUUUCUUGGGCUUGUGAAGAACCUGGGGCUUUGGUCAGUGAGGGAGGAGUGAUAGACAUAACCUAUAUGCUCAAACACAGAAUCUAGCCCACAGUAGACACACAGGCUACCCUCGGAGGGUCUGGCCAAAACCCUGUCUUUGUGAGUUGUGUUUUUGAUUAGGCUGAAGGUACAGAAUAUAAACUCAGUGUUGUAACCAUUUCAGCCCUCCAGUUCACUGCACUGAGCACAUCCACACAUUCAGAGUUGUGCAGCCAUCGCCUCUACCAUCGCCGGGGCUCUUUUGUCUUCUCAACUAAAACCCUAUGUCUGUUACACACUAGUUCCUCUUCUUCUUGGUCCAGACCAUGACAACCCCAACUCCAUGUCUCUCUUGUCUGAUUGUCCUAGGGACUUCAUAUAACAUGUGUCCUAUAACUAGCUUCUUGGUCUGUACGAUGUCUCCAGAGCCUGCCCAUGCUAAGUUAUGCAGUAGAAUGCCCUUUUAUAAAGCCAAUCCCGCAUGUAUUGGCCACAUUAUUUGUCCUCUCACAGAGCAGUGACACGGGGAUCUCUGCUAUCUUUUGAACGUGGGACCGGUGCUGCUAGGAAGGUGAGCACUCAGAUAUGCUGAUAUAUUUUAUUCCUGUGUGUGCGUGCGCGCGCAAGUUAACAUUUAAAGCCGAGACAUUCCCUAGGAAGUUUCUGGAGAACAUCUGGGUUCUCCAGAAAGCUGUGGGAUCUGAUCACUUUGCUCCUCCAACCCCUUGUCUUCUUGGCCACCAUGGGAGCUGUGUGAGGCUGCUCUGCUGUCUUCCAAUGGCAAAUAUCUGUCCGGGUGCCUUGAGAAUAGACUAUUCUCCUCAACCCACUCCAAAGGCCAGCUGGCCGCCACCUUGCCAUGAUUCAGUGAUGGUCUCUCAGCACUGCAUGUUGCAGUGGCGGUGAAGAUAUCAGAAAGGGUCAGAGCCUCAGCCUAUGUAUGCCCCAGGCAGGGAGUGAUGCCACCAUGCUCCCUGGGAUAGACUGGGCCCCACACUGCCUAUCCCCACCUCAGGACAAAGCUCUGAGCUAUUUGAGUCCCAAUUCUGUCUGUCUCAUGGAGGAACACUGGAGGGAGAGCCCUUUCUCUGGCAGCCUGGAGGAGCUAAGACUGAGGGUGAAGUGUGUUUGGAAGGUGCUGAUAACAACUCAGGCCAGCCCUGGAGGCUGAGUGUGCAUGGAGUGCAGAGGGACUCCUUCCCUGUGCUGUAAAGUGGAAAAGGAGGCUUGCACAACCUAGGACCAUUCCCAGGACUCACGAGGCCUGUGGGAAGUUAACUUGGCAUAUAGCAGGUACUCCCUAAUUGUUGCUUCCCAGUCAGUGGGGUCGCUUCUGAGGUCUCCCAAUCACUUUCCCAGAAAAAGCCAAGACAUCUAGGAAGCACCCUGGCUUUGGAUGUGCCUGCCUGAUUUGAAUUAGCCUGUAGUGGGCAUCCUCCGGGCCAUCUGCAUAGUCUUCCCAGUACCAGGAGGAUAGACUUAGAAGGUAUCUGUUUUAUAGUUCACAAUCAGCCAAGCCUGUGCUUGGCGUGGUGGCACUCAUCUUUAUCCUGGCAUUUGAGAGAUAUAGAGGCAGGUGGAUCUCUGUGAGCUUGAAGUGAGUCCCAGGCCAUCCAGGGCUAUACCGUGAGAUCCUCUCUCUAUAAUACAAUUCUCCAAAUACUUCUUCCACAAGGAGGGGGCACAGGUGGCCUUUAGUUCCUGUUGGCUCACUCUGGAACUCGCAGGCACUUGACGCCGUGACGUAAUGCUUUCCAGAUCUUAUUUAUCUAUUUAACUAAUGGCAUUGACUAAGAGUCAGGCUAGCCCCUGCAGCAGGAACCCACUGUGGCCAGCCGUCGGUGGCUCUGCUACAUGCUCCAUUUGAAUAGUGCUUCUCCAUGACUUUGCCUUCAAGGGGCAUCCACGGCUGGAUGGGGGGGGCUUCUUGUCUUCCUGGGCCAAGUUCUAGGUGGUCUGCUUGUCCUGGGGUCCCACUGGUCUCUCCUCCCACUCAACACUGAUGCUGUUGCUUCCUCUUUUCCAAAGCCUGGAUGGAGACAUAUGAAACAUCCUCUAACUCGAGGCACCCCUGGACCACACAUGGGGGAUCCUUUGAGGUCAGACAUGGACCCAGCAGAGCCCAGCCUCUUCCCCUUUGGUCUUUGGAUGAGAUAGGGCACAGAUGGAAAAGGCUCUUGACAACUUACAUUCUGUGGGAAAAGACCAGAUUGGUGCUGUUUGACUUUCAUGUGCUAGCUAGAAGACAGAGACCACCUGGCAUAGGAGGGGUGGAAAGGAUUUAAAGCCAGAGCCACAAGGCUUCAGCGAGCAGUCUGAAGCUCUGACACUGAAGACACCCCACUAGCCCAUUUUCUCACCUGGCAGUCUGGACCCUAACACAGCCAUCCACACCAGCAUCUGCCGGGGGCACCAGUGAACAGGCUGGGUAUGGAAGCGCUUUGCAGACCUGAGCACAGGAAAGGCGCUUUGUUCAGGCUGAUACUUUGGUGUGCGUGUAUUGCGUACCUACUGUGUGCCCUGUGACCGAUGUGAUCUGUCUGCCUCGAGAUGAUUUGGAAAAUGUCCCUGGACUGAGAAGGAUUGCCUGUCAGAUGGCUGUACUACACAUUCAUAGAUCAUGACUAACAACAGCCAGGGAGUUGGCAUGGCAACGUUUUCCCCUGAACUGCAAGGCAGUAUGCUUAAAAUAGGUAUGCUGGAGGUGUGGCAGCCACCGCCGAGACAGAUAGCUCUGCAGCCUGAACUGGGUGGUAAGCUCAGGGUGGCCAUGUCCUUGUCCUUCCCCAGCAGGUCAGCAGUGCAGGGACUGAGAUGCCCGACCCAGGAGCAUCCACUGUGGAUUCUGGAGAAAGCCUGGGAUUCACUGUGUAAACCUGUUUCCUUCGUGAAGCCCAGAAAACUUAAAGUGGGACAUCCUUAGCCAAGGGGCCCCAGAUGGGACUGAGCCCGGUUCUGAUCUCUUGUGGACUACUGCCCAGCAGUGCCAUAGUGCAGCUGCUUCCAAGUGAGGAUGCGGCUCAUUUUCUUGUGGGUUUCAAUGUGAAUGGCAUCAUUUAACACCGAGGCUGAGUUCGAGUUCUCCUUUUCUGUGGAAUUCAUGUGUGGGAUCCUCCUUGGGAAGUCCGGAGUCCUGGAAUAGCUUGGAACUCUUACAUUGUGGCUGGACUUGUGCAAGCGGGGUUUGACUUGGCCUCUCCCUACUUCUCCAACGUUCAGACCAGCAGAACUGACCAGAAGCUCAUGAACAUGGGGUCGAAGAUGCAGCUCGGCUGGUAGAGAGUUUGGCUGGCGCGUGUGAGGCCCGUCCGGCACUGUAUACCCUGUAAUAUGAACUACUGUGAUCCAGAGUUCCGGGGAUGGAGCAGGAGGAUCAGGAGAUCAACUUACCUUCAGCUGCAUAGCAAGUUUGAAGCUUCCCUGAGAUCUUCAGAUACUCAAGAACAAAACACAACAAACCAUGAAUUGAGCAGGGUGUGUUGUUACAUGUCUGUUACCCUCGCAUCUAGCACUGGGGAGGAUCCAGAGUUCAGGGCUAGCCUGGGCUGUGUGAAAUUGUCUGAUAAUGUUCCCGAACCAUCUGUGGUGAGAUUCAUCUGUGAGUCUGGUUCAUCACCACUGCAGAGGAUGGGAACCCAGGUCUCACACAAGAGUGCCCUGCACUCCCUUUGCUCCGCAGGUGAUUGAACGAGGUUAAUAAUUUCAGGGACUGUUUCUCCUAUAAGCUCUGAGCUGCCUGAAAGAGACUCAUGGCUUGUGCUUGUUUCCAAGUGGAGGGGCUAGAAGGUGAGACUUUCCUUCUUCCCUCCCUUCCUUCUUGAACCUAUCCUUCCUUCCUCUUUCCCUUUGUUUCAUUUAUUUUUCAGGGUGGGGUGAGGUUGAGACACUCUCAUUGCUUUAUAUAGCCCAGGCUGGUUUUGUACCCCCUGAUUCCCUGCUUCUGCCUCCCAAGUACUGGGAUUGCUGACAUAUGCCACCCCCGACUUGGAAAGUAAAUCUUUUCGAGGCCUCAGCUUGUCAGAACAGGGCGCUAGACGGUUUUGACAUCUUUCUGAUGAUCCGUGUGUUCUCCUUGCUGAGACAGUGGGUGCUCGGCUCACCUGCAGAGGUUGUCCUGGUUGGGACCCAAGCAAGGAUGCUUUGGGGAAGCUCUGAGAGAGGCAGCUGGGGAGAUAACGAUCCACUUUCAGACAGUGAACCAAUGUCGCCCCCCCUCACCCCCAUUCCUUGCCCCAGAUGACACUAUGGGCUUCUCCUGUGCUCCGUUGUAUUUAUUUUUUACUGUCCUCUGGGAAAGAAGUGUGCAGGUAGGAAGUUCCCAUCUUUGAAAUAUUUCUAACCACAAGGCAGCUUGGUGACUUGACUGUUGAGGCUCUUGUGAGCCUCGGUAUGUCUUGUGGAGCCAGAACACACAGUGAGAGAUGACCUUCAGUUCCCUGGGACAAGUCCUGAUGAUGGGAUCUUGGUGGCCAAUCACUGCAGAACUACCUGAAAAUCUAGGGAAUGUAAGGUACCUCUGGCAUCUUCCUUGCAUCCUGAAGUCUUCUGGGCCAGAAACGCCAUGAGAGACAAAUCUACCAACUGCUAAAUAAACGGCAGCGAAUUCCAUUCCUGCAUUGGUGCCCCUGGCCAAGUGUAUCCUACUCAGCUGGGGCAUAAAUAAUACUUUGAGAUUUUCUGGUGCCUUAUAGAAUCAGAAGGGAAAACCCCAGAGUCUUGCUGGCACCUUUAGCUCCCUUCUCCCUGUAAUGACAAGUUCUAGAAAAGGUUCAUGUCUUGGAAACAAAGUCAUUUGGACUAAGUAAGUGCACCAUGAGAUUGAAGGGCAGUGUUUUCUUCAUUUCAUCUGAUCUUCAGUUAUGCUCUGAUUUCAUAAGUCCUAGCUGCCCUACAAUCUGACUCUGGCAUCGUGAGAAGACUGAACCAAGACACAAGAGUAAGGCUUUCUUCAAAAGCAUGGUUUUUGGGUGGCUGUUUCCAUGACCAAGGGUGACCUGAUGGAAUAUUUAAUGAUAAGCAAAAGAGAAGCAAAGAAUGGAUGAGAUUCAUUGUCAAACAUGGCUGAAAACUUGAUUUCAAUUCUCUAUCAUUUUCUUUCCAACUGAAGUAAUACAGUGUGUGUAAAUACGACCUUGGACUAGUGGUGGAGGAAGUGGAAGCUGGGUCAAGGAUAAUUCUCACUUAGAGCCUUCACUGGGCCAAGUACAAGGCCAGCAGGGGUGGGAGGGUUAGUGAGAAGCCAGAUCCACACCCUGAGCUCGAACUCUGGCCGGGCCACCAACCUGCUGUGGAAGUUCAGACUGACUCUCCCAGCCUCUCCAGGGCAACAGGGGAGGUGGGUGUGAGGGUUAGUCUGUGUUUCUGAAAACACUCAAAGAAUGUUGAUGGACACCAGGGACUCCUGUCAUUACCCUGAAAGCAAUCUGUAGGCAGACACCCCUGAGCAAGUCAGAGCACACACAGGCUACCCCUUUGAGCUGGGGACUAAAGCUUAGGUGUUUCCCAACCAGCCUUUCAUGGCCAGUGAGGGAAGGGAAGAGGAAUCACUGGCUGGGUUGCUGAAGAGAGUCCCUGGCCUUCUCAGCCUUUGGGGGUGAGAACUAGGAAGGAGCAGACAUCACAGGACAGAUGUAAAACACAAUAGCUUUUGAGAGAUUGUACACAUUCCAGCCAGGUGGAGGGUUUACAAUAAACUUACAAGCCACUGCUAAAAUCUAAAAGGACUUUUCCACAACUGUGUUAGCAAACCCAGGGUCAAAAUUUUGGCAGGCCCACCAUGUCCCUCUCCCGGUGAACCACUCUGGUUCACAGAGCCAUGGUCCAGUGACAUGUAGAACCCUUUCCUGUUGGGUGCUAUCCAGCAGGACCCCAAGGGAUUGGCAGUGGCUGUCCCAUGCCUGUACUGUGGCGAACAGAGUGAUGGGUAUUUGUUGGCCCCUCCCAUCACCACUCAGACCUGUGUAACUCAGGCUCAGUUGCCCCAUCAGGAUUUCUGAUGGUAAUUCCGUCUUGUGUAAAUUAGAGCAGAUGUUCUCUUGUUAUGCAGAAGUAUUUUUCUAUGUU
Chionomys nivalis (European snow vole) is the source of this 11586-nucleotide messenger RNA. RefSeq names its product chromosome 6 C4orf50 homolog (gene C6H4orf50). The transcript is spliced from 12 exons. The record is from RefSeq and is a predicted model, not a curated record. Lineage: Eukaryota; Metazoa; Chordata; Mammalia; Rodentia; Cricetidae. Bases 1 to 4299 code for a protein of 1432 amino acids.